CAGCGGACAGCAGCUGCUGAGUUGCUUAGACAUGGCGGAGGAUACAGUGGAGCAGAGGCUCAGCGGCGGAGUUGCAUGACUUUUUUCCCUCCUCCCUCCCCCUUUGCCAAGCACUUGAGUCGUCCGAGGGCACGUUGGAUGCUUCCCGAAAAGAGAGAGAGGGGGGGAGAAAUGUGUCGGUACUCGGAAAGGAGGUGGAAUACGGCUCGAAUCGCCACACGGGAGUAAGAUGGGACAAUGUAUCGCUGUUUAGUGCAGUCAACAGCCCUGGGCAACCAAUAUGGCUCCUUGUGCCUUUCCCACUACUAUGCUGUAAAUAUUGCUCUCCCGAUGCCGCGGCGGAUCCGGCGAACUAACUUAAGUUUCAUAAUCUCUCGGUACUUUUGAUCGCUUACGGAUAUUAGCUUUAGCUGUGCGGAAGCUAAGGAGGGUGGGUGGUGGAGGCGGCGGCGGUGGCCGUGGGGGGGCAACUACCACCGCGCUUAGAAAUGGAGCCGAAGCACAAAGAGUUACUCGAGCAGUGCCACCAGAACUUAGUGGAGUCCAUCACGGACGCCGACCGAGUCAUUGAGCUGCUCGUUGUCUCGGGCGCCCUCAGUCAACUCGACCGCUUCGAGCUGGACCAGAACUGCUCAUCCAGCGCGGAAAAAGUGGAGCUGCUGCUGAAGAUGCUGACAAAUAAGGAGAGCGACCAUUUCCUCGACCUGUGCGUGGCCCUGGAGAAGGCGUACCCCGACCUGCACGCUGCCCUCUUCGGCGGCAGCAACGGUGGCGGGCCCGUGGACCACAACACCGGUUCCACAUACAGUGUCCUCUCCACAAUGCCGUCCGACUCCGAGAGCAGCAGCUCACUCAGCAGCGUUGGUUCGCCUGUUAACGGAGAGGCGUCCUCCCCUCCUCCCGCCAUCAACGACAACCGACCGCCCGGCGACCACCUGGACACCGUCCUGUUCCAGCUCCGCCAGGUGACCAGGGAGCGGGACGAACUCCGCAAGCGUUUGGCACUGGCAUCGCCUGGCACCACAUUUGACGACUGCAGGCCAAAUUCCAAAGCCAGCCAUGACUAUGAGCGCUUAAAAAGCCAGUGUAUGAGGGCCAUGGCAGAUUUGCAGUCUCUCCAGAACCAGCACACCAAGACACUGAAGAGGUGCGAGGAGGCUGUCAAAGAGGCAGACUUCUACCACAUGCUGCACAGUCGUGUCCUGGGUGAACAGACGCAGCUCAAGGAGGAGAUGGAGACACUGCGGAGGGACAAUGCUCAACUGGUCCGAGAGCACAAUCACCUCAAACAGAGUUGCGAGGAGCUCCAGAGGCUGCAUGGGCAAGACCAGAAGGAGUUGUCCGACCUCCGACAACAGCAGCAGCAGGUAAUGCGAGAAAAGGGCUCCUCUGAGGUGCUGAAUAAACUGUACGACACUGCCAUGGACAAGCUGGAGGGUGUGAAGAAGGAGUACGACGCUCUCAGCAAGCGCUAUGGCGAGAAGGUAGCUACGCACAACACGGACCUGAGCCGCCUGGAGCAAGCCGAGGAGGAGAAUCGUCGGCUGCAAAAGCAGAUGGACGCGCUGCUCAUACAACGUGACUCGGCUAUGCACUAUCAGCAACAGUACUCUACUUCCAUGAGGAGGUUUGAUUCCGUUCAGCAGGAGCUAAACAAGUCGUCCGCUCAAAACAAGGAGCUCCAGCGCGAAAUGGAGCGUCUUCAGUCCGAGGUGACGCGCUACAAGAACCUGCAGUUGAAGUCUGCUAAGGACUGCGACAAGUACAAGGAGGAGCGCGACUCUGUGUUCAACGAAUAUCGACUCAUCAUGAGCGAGCGCGACCAAGUCAUCAAGGAGCUGGACAAACUGCAAACGGAGCUGGAAGCGGCUGAGGCACGGCUGAAAAAUACCUCCUCAGAAAGGGUCGUCGCCAGUGAGGAAUUAGAGGCGCUCAGACAGGAGUUGAACUCUUCGCUGGUGGACCGUGACAGGGCCAUCUGCGAGAGGAACGAGCUGCUAGAGAAAUACUGCCACGAGGUGAAGGACAAAGCUGAGGCCCAGAAAGAAUUGAGCCAGGCCUGCAAGGAUAUCGAGAUGGUCCGGGAGGAGCGCGACGUGGCCCGCAAGGAGAGGACCGAGGCCAUCAUUCAAAGGGAUCAGCUACUUCGAGAGUACUAUCAAGCCCGACAGAAACAAGACUCGGCCACACUCGACAUGGAGCGGGCCAACAAGGAGAUUGAAAUGCUGAGGAAACAGUAUGAGGCCAUGUCCCAGGAGCUGAAGGAGGCCACACAGGAGACCGAGGUGGCCAAAUGUCGACGAGACUGGGCCUUCCAAGAGCGAGACAAAAUUGUGGCGGAAAGGGAGAGCAUCAGGACGCUGUGCGAUAACCUGCGUCGGGAACGAGACCGAGCUGUCAGCGAUCUUGCAGACGCGCUGCGGAAUCUGGAUGACAUGAGGAAGCAGAAGAAUGAUGCUUUGCGAGAGCUCAAAGAGAUGAAGGAAAAAAUGGAAGGACAGCUGGAGAAGGAGGCCCGUUUCUGUCAGCUCAUGGCCCACAGCUCUCACGACUCGGCCAUUGACACAGACUCCCUUGAGUGGGAGACCGAGGUGGUGGAGUUUGAGAAGGAUAGAGACGACAUGGACUUGAAGGCACUUGGGUUUGAUAUCUCAGAGGGGGUAAACGAUCCCUAUUUACCGGGAGACUGUGGAAUAUUUGUGACACGGGUGGACAAAGGAAGUAUUGCAGACGGGAGGUUAAGGGUGAACGACUGGUUACUGAAGAUAAACGACAUCGACCUAACCAACAAGGAUAGGAAGCAGGUAAUGAAGGCUGUCCUCAACGUCGGGGGGCUCAUCAACAUGGUGGUACGAAGGAGAAAAUCUCUUGGGGGAAGGCUGCUCACUCCUGUUCACAUCAACCUCAUGGGGCACAAAGACAGUGGGAUAGGUCUGGAGAAUGGUGUGUUUGUCACCACAGUGGUCCAGGGCAGUCCGGCAGCCAAAGAGGGCACACUCACUGUUGGUGACAGGCUAAUCGCUAUAAACGGCAUCGCUCUGGAUAACAAGUCUGUGACAGAGUGUGAGGCCUUGUUGAGGAACUGCAGGGACUCUCUCAGCCUCUCUCUCAUGAAGUUCUUUCCUCACAGUACAUCCGGCCAGAACAUCUUUGAGAGUCUCCGUGACUCAUCAGAGAAGUCCAACGGGCGCGUUCACCUGUCUGAGAUUCAUUCCCGAAACAGCCGCAAUCUCAAACACAACAGCUCGACACAGACGGACAUCUUCUGCCCCGACGUCGGGUGUGGCGGGACGGGGGGCAUCUCUGGUGAGAGGAGGAAGCACCGAGGAGAACCUGAUGAGCUUUAUGGGGACAUGGGCAAACCCUUCUCCAUGGGUUCUCUUCACGCCACCAGCCUGCGUCCGGCAUCCGACUUAGGCGGUGGCCGCUAUGGCCCCAGCGCCUUCCAAGAGUGCUGUCCCUAUUCAAAGGCACCGUCCUCCUUGCCUUUUGACCCUGUCUCUGCGCCCGACUGCCUCACCAUGGAGGUGGUUCAGGACAGAAAGCACAGCGGAGGAACUUGGCCCAAGAUGGUGGUGGGAGGCAUGUCAGUUGCACCUGAUAACAACAGCCCGGUCCCAGCAGCGGCGCAACUCUCCAUCUAUAAAUCCCCCAAACAAAGGAAAUCCAUCUUUGACCCAGACACCUUCAAACGGCCUGAGACGCCUUCCUCAAAACUGGAGUACUUGGCGGCCAAUCAGAUAGUGGUGGCCGCGCCCUCGCACUCCCCCCAGCCCUCAAAAACCGACUCUCUUUCUUCCUCCUCCACUCCCACCCCAACCCCACCGACACCCCCCACCCGCAGCGACUCUUUCAAGUUCAAACACAAACACCAGAGCAGCUCCACAUCCGACUGCACCGUCACAUCCGACGGCAAAGGCGACAUUGCCACACCCUCAUCAAUGGGCGAGCGAGAGCGAGACAGGAAUGGCAACCACUACUUCCUGGAUGGCAAAGUCUUGACCUCGAGGAAAUCCUGCGACGAGGACAUCGGACGAACCAGGGGGGAGGAACCGGAAGUAAAAAGGCCGCGUCCUAAAUCUGCCCCCGCCCUUCGCCGCAGGAUGACACCACAGACCAUCACUCUUCCUGCGUUCCAGAGCUACUCUAACGACGAGCAUUCGCCAGAACCCCGGGACAUGCUGCGCUCCUCCCCCAGCCGCUCCCAUCGACACAGUGUCGGCUUUGUGCCAACCGUCUACAAUGGUAGCCUCCCUCCCAAUUCGGCCCACAGGGGUCUGUCUCCGUGCCCCGCCGUGACAGCCGUGAUGAGGAAUCCCGUGUACACAGUGCGCAGCCAUCGUGUUCAUACCAGCAACUGUCCGUCAGUUGCUUCUCAGAUCUGUCACCAGCAUGCGCCCACCAGCCCUCAACAUCAGGGUCGUUUGAGUCUGGAUCUCAGCCAACAGAAGCGGGGCGGCGACUACGCCGAAUCCUCGUCGUCACGCAGCACCCGCACGUCACACGGUACACACUCACUGCCCUCCAGCGCACGACUUGGUUCUUCUAAUAACGUUCAAUACCGGUCGGAGAGGAUCAAAAUCCCUUCUACUCCUCGCUAUCCUCGCUCUAUGUUGGGCUCAGACAGAGGCUCCCUCUCGCAUUCAGAGUGCAGUAGCCCCAGCCUCAUCACACCGCCACAAUCGCCGCUCAACCUGGAGACGUCGUCCUUCGCUAGCAACCAAUCGCAAGGCUCCAUUUCCACUUUACCUCGCAUUUCUGUCAGCCCGGUGCCAAUCGGCGAGCGAAGGAAGGACAGAUCUCUUUACCGUAACCGAUCUUUUCUAAGGAUUCCUCUGGCUGCGAGGCCGAGGUUCUCCUCUCUCAGGAGCCUCAGGCCAUACCUGGAGGAACCCCGCAAUGUCAUCGUGCAUAAAGGCGCCGAGCCUCUGGGCAUCUCCAUUGUGAGCGGGGAGAAUGGCGGUAUCUUUGUCUCCAAAGUUACCGGAGGAAGCAUCGCCCAUCAGGCGGGACUGGAAUAUGGAGAUCAACUACUGGAGUUCAAUGGCAUCAAUUUGCGUAACGCUACGGAGCAGCAGGCUCGCCUCAUCAUUGGUCAGCAGUGCGACACCAUCACCAUCAUGGCCCAAUACAACCCACAUAUGUACCAGCUGGGCAACCACUCUCGCUCCAGCUCCCGUCUCGAGCCAGUCAGCACUCAGUCUACACCGCAGGGAAGCGGUGCCGCCACCCCGGAAAAUCACUCUGCCAUCGAUACGCUCAGCGAACAGGACGAGGGCACCCUUACGCCGUCCUCCAAACAAACCACACCCACUACCAGCCCACGCAACUACGUCAGAAUGCAUUCUGAUGGUAACAAGAAGGCCGAUGAACCACGGCUGGUGACGGUACACCGGCCCGGGGUGGAGGUAGGAGUCAUGCUGUGUGGAGGGAACCUGCGGGGUGUCUACAUAGACAGUCUGGAUGAAGACAGUCCUGCCAGAGGUCCUGAUGGCCUGCGUCCUGGUGACCUUAUUCUAGAGUACAACUCGGUGAAUAUGAAGAACAAAACUGCAGAGGAGGUUUAUGUGGAGAUGUUGAAGCCGGCAGAGACUGUCACGUUCAAGGUGCAGCUUCGGGCGGAAGACUUCAACGUGCUCAAAGAUGUUCCUGGUGAUGGCUUUUAUAUUAGAGCACUUUACGAUCGCGUGGGUGAGGCCGAGGGGGACCUGACGUUCAAGAAAGAUGACAUCCUCUACGUGGACGAGUCGUUGCCAAAGGGCAGCUUCGGGACCUGGAUGGCGUGGCAGCUGGACGAGAACGCGCAGCAGAUCCAGAGGGGGCAGAUCCCCAGCAAGUAUAUGAUGGACCAAGAGUUCUACCGACGACACAGUGUGACCGAGAUGAAGGAAGACGGGAGCAAGACAUUGUCUGCCGCCGCCCGCCGGUCCUUCUUCAGGAGAAAGCAAAAGCACAAACGCAGCAGCUCCAAAGACAGCAAGGAGACAGUGGCUCUAGAUGCCAUCAGCACUGACUCACUCCCAUUUCUGGAUGACUGUAUAAGCCUGGCCUACCAGAGAGUCCAGAAGGUGGAAUGCGCCUCCCCCAGGCCUGUGCUGGUCCUCGGCCCGCUGACUGACGCCGUCAAGGAGAUGCUGGUCAAAGAGUCUCCGGGGAAGUUCUUCAGAUGCGUGCUAGAGGUGAUGAAGGCAUCCCAACAAGCCAUUGAGCGAGGUGUGAAAGACUGCCUCUUUAUCGACUACAAGCGCCGCAGUGGCCAUUUUGAUGUGACCACUGUUGCAUCCAUCAAGGAAAUAACAGAGAAGGGUUGUCACUGUUUGCUGGACAUCGCGCCGCAUGCCAUCGAGAGGCUCCACAGUGUUCACAUUUAUCCCAUCGUUGUCUUUGUUCGCUACAAAAAUGCCAAGCAGAUCAAGGAGCAGAAAGAUCCCAUUUAUUUGCGCGACAAAGUCUCUCAGAAACAUUCCAAGGAGCAGUUUGAAAACGGACAGAAGAUUGAGCAGGACUAUAGCAAGUUCUUCACAGGUAUCGUCCAAGGUGGCUCGCUCCCUUACAUUUGCACUCAGAUCAUGACUAUAGUGGAUCAAGAACAAAAUAAAGUCCUGUGGACUCCCCUCGGCUGCCCUUAGCGGACAAACGGAGCGCUCGCCUUCAAUCCCCCCGCACAUUAAUUAACGAAAGAACCUUCAUCCCACACAAUAGGUACACUGCAUUGUAAAAUAUUGAUAGGUAUUUUUCUUGAUUUUUUUUCAAAGUACUCAAGAACGGGCACGUAGCACUGGCUCUCCACUUUCAAGCUUAUUCAGUCUUCCCUAAAGGACUCCGUCGUGGUGUGUAUGUGCUGAACGUGUGAUUAAAAAUAUGUGUGCGUGCUUGUGUGUUCAAUAUUGACUCCAGUGACCCUGAACCCACCGCUCACCCUCUUCGGUGUACACAAACCUUAACACUAAUGAUGUUCUCAACCUCUCAAGAGUGUUAGGACCACAUUGAAAAGCAGUGGGAAUAAAAUAAUGAUUUUGGGGGGAAAAAAGGCAAGGAUAGUUGUUUUUGUACAUGGCGAGUCGAAUAAUUUAUUUGCAAUAUUUACACACUUUAUUCGCUUUCCUAAAAAUCUAUUUUCUGAUUCAUGCUGUUUUUUUUUUUCUAAUUAUAUGAGUCAAAUUAUUUUAUGUAAAUUGUUCGUUAUAUGUCAUGAGAGAUUAAAAUCAUAUUUGCCAACUCACUUUCUCAAUGUAUUUUGAAACAGUAGUUUUGUGGACAUUUUGCUUUUUUUUUUUUGUAUGGUUUGAACUCCCACAUUUUUUUGUUCCGCUUCAGUAUUUUUUUAUGAAAAAAUGUUGACUUUUGAAAGAUUGACUUUCUUUGAUUACCAUAAUUUUCGAUAUGUGAGUUGCUACUUUUUCCCCUUUCAUUUUGAACACUGCGUCUUAUGGUCCAUUGUGGCUCAUUUAUAAAUGUUUUACAGGCUAAUGAGCUGCAUGUCUUUCGGUAUAAAUAUACAAUGUGGACACCUGCGGGGGAAAUUCAGUUCUCUUGUGUAAUUUGCUAGGUACGGCUUAUAGUCCAAUAAUUACGGUACUACUUAUUUUGAUAUUUUUUCGUGAACUUUGUUUAAAAAAAAAAAUUAAAAAAAAAAAAAAAAAAAAAAUU
This is a messenger RNA of Corythoichthys intestinalis (scribbled pipefish), 7650 nucleotides long. It is a transcript of the gene dlg5a, whose product is annotated as discs, large homolog 5a (Drosophila). Gene Ontology annotation, biological process: negative regulation of hippo signaling; regulation of apoptotic process. Lineage: Eukaryota; Metazoa; Chordata; Actinopteri; Syngnathiformes; Syngnathidae. Gene Ontology annotation, cellular component: plasma membrane. Gene Ontology annotation, molecular function: protein binding. The record is from RefSeq and is a predicted model, not a curated record. The transcript has 34 exons. The coding region runs from base 489 to 6629 and encodes 2046 amino acids.